CGCUGGUUUAAAGCGCACGCUUGCAACAACACACCGCCCCAACAAUAGGGAAGCGGUGCCGCCGCGGAGACUUGGUCUCCUUGCGGGGCGGAGGCCAUGGUGGAGCCCCGCGCUCCCAGGUUCAGCGAUGCCGCCCUGAAGGUCUUGGUGGAGCAGGUGAGAGCCCACAAGGAGGUCCUCUUCCCUUCGGAUGGCAGGAAGAUGCCCAGGCAGACCCUGCGCCAGGCCUGGAGGGAGGUGGCACUCUAUGUCAAUCUCAAGAGCAUCACUCCCAGGACCUGGUUGCAGUGCCGCAAGAAGUUCAAUGACCUCACCCGCACCGCCAGGGACAAGCUGGCGCAGAAACCAAGGAACCCGCUGGGCGGUGGAGAGCGCCCGCUCUCCAUCCAAGCCCCCACCCAGAUGGAGCAGGAGGCCCUGGAUAUUGUGGAGAUCUACAGCCGGAGGAGCAUCGAGAAUGGCGAGGCUGGAGGCCAAGUUUCGCAGGGUCUGUCCCAUUACCUGGGCUUGGCUGGGCACGAGAUGGAGGAGCGCCCCCUGAUGGGCGAGGCGCCAUCACCAGCUCCGUCCUUUCAGUACCACAACACGGAGAUCAGUGUGGCUGAUGGGAGAGAGGGCGAACUCCAAGAGUCCUCACGCGGUGAAUUGUUCGGCGGCAGCGAGCAGGAGCUGAACAUACUGGAAAGGACAGUGCAGGAGACAGAUGGCCACAGGGCCAGCUCCGACUCCAGCUAUGCCGAGGAGCACCGAGACGCGGAAUUGAGUGGCCCGGCUUUCAAGCGUAAGAUCUUCCAUGUCCACCACCAACUGCUGGAAGCCUUGGACAGUUUGUCUCGGAGCUGCCUCACCCUAUCGGAGAGUGUUGAAGACUCUGCUUCCAUACUGUGUGGCGUUCUGCCUCAGGGUAUCACCACCCUGCAGUCUGCCAUGGAGCACAUGGUUAGCUCAGUGGAAACGGCGGUGAAGCCCCCCGUUCUGGAGCCCGUGGCACCGGCCUUGGCCUCGUUGAUCGAGGCUCAGACCAGUGCCAUCCAGGCCCUGGCCUGCACCAUCUCCUCAGGCUUGGAAAGGUUGGGGGCGCGCAUCGACCGCGGCUUUGGCCGCGUCACCGGCCUCCUGGAGUCUGCCCUGCCUCCGGCCAGCGGGGGCGCCGACGAGGCCCGGGCACAGGGUGGUGCGACAGGAGUGGCACGGUCCCGCCCCCCUCGGGACUCCAGCGCGUCCACACCUUCACCGCAUCCCCAACCGCCCACUGCCCCGGAGGCAGCGAUGGUAUCUCCACCCGAAGCCAGAGCCCCUUGUGCCCGGGCUCUUCGAGAUCGCCGACCGUAAGCACCUCGCCAGCCCCGACCGAGUACCAGUGCCACUUAUUUAAGAGGGAGAUGUUUGUUGGGGGGAGUAGACAGGCGAAGUGGGGGGUGUUGCUGAAAUCACCUUUUUUGUGGAAACACUAAAAGGAGCAAAGAAAGCACUUCCGAACCAGAAUGCAAACUCCACCUGGGUGACAGUGUUGGUUCACAGAAUUUAUAUGAAUCAAUAAAGUGUUACCCGGUUUGGAGCCCUGCCUUUGUCUGCUGGGUGCCUGUAUUGGUGAUGAAGGACAUGAGAAUGUCUGGCAUCAGGCGCAGUAGGGUGCUGCUUCAGUCUGGUCUGUCAGUUAAAAGCUCACUGGAAAGGGGCCCAGUGGGACCCAAGUUCGCCCAAUGGCAACAAACAAGCUUAUGGUCAACUCGGGAAUGGGAAGGACUGCUUUCCAACGAGCUUCUGCUGGACUCAUGCUGGGUCCUUCGCUGUUUGUAUCUCAGUAUCAGUGAUGUGGGUUUCAUGUCGGGUGUGUAAGCUUAGGAGAAUGUGGCAUAUUGGUAAUGUGUCCACGUGGAUAGAGCAGUAAAGAAGGCUUUUGGCACACUGGCCUUCAUCUGUCAGGGCACUGAAUAUAGAAGUUGGGAUGUUAUGUCGCAGUUGUACAGGAUGUUGGUGAGGUCGCAUUUGGAGGAUUGUGAUCAGUUCUGGUCACCUUGCUGUAGGAAGGACACCAUUAAACUGGAAAGGGUGCAUAAGAAAUUUACAAAGUUGUUGCCAGGACUCAGUGGACAAGCUAGCACUUUUUUCUUUUAAAAUGUAAGAGGCUGAUGGGAGAUCUUAUAAAUUUCCACAAGAUCAUGUGAAGCAUGAAUAGGUUAAGUGUGUUCAGUCGCUUUCCCAAAGUUGGGGAGUCAAGGACUGGAAGGCAUCAGGUUAAGUUUGGAGAGGAAAGAAUAAAUGAGAACCUGAGGGGCAAUGUUUUGACAAGAGAGGGUAAUAAACAUUUUGAAUGAGCUGCCAGUGGAAGUGUUUGAGGCGGGCACAUUUAAAAGACAUUUGGACAAAUACAUAGACAUGGAAGGAUAUGGGUCAAGUGCAGGGAAAAGGGUUUAGCAUUGACAUUUUGAUUGGUAAGGACCAGUUUGGGCCAAAGGGCCUGUCGCUGUAGCGUUGGACUGAUACAGUUACAUGUUAAAAGGCAUCUGGAUGGUUUCAUGAAUAGGAAGGGUUUAUAGGCAUACGGAGAGGAGUAGAACUUCUUCAAGGUCGCCAUCCUUGGCAGAGAAUUCGCAAUAAGGUUAAAAUAGAAUAGAUGAAAGUGAGGGCUGCAGAUGCUGGAGAAUAGUCGAGUGUGAGAUGCUGGAAAAGCACAACAGGCCAGGCAGCAUCCGGAGGAGCAGGAAAAUGAUUGGGAAUCAUCAAUGAAGGGCUUUUGUCCGAAGCAUCGAUUUUCUUGCUCCUUGGAUGCUGUCUGACCUGCUAUGCUUUUCCAGCACCACAGUCCUGUCUCUAAUCUCCAGCAUCGCAGUCCUAACUUUCACUAGAGGCAUAUGGGUCAAGUCCUGGCAAAUGGGACUAGAUUCGGUUAGGAAAUCUAGUCAGCAUGGACGAGUUGCACCAAACGCUCUGUUUCCAUGCUGUACAUCUUUGAUUUCUUGAUUGUUCAUAGAAUUAAUCACAGAAUUGUUACAGUGAAGAAAGAGACCAUUCACCCUGACAUGCAUCCAAUGAUUUCUAUUACCUAGUUACCAUCUUCUGUUCUUCCCAUUUCCCUUCCUAUCCAAAACAUCACCCCAUAACACUAAUGCUGUCGAGACACAGCUUCAAACCCCAACACGGUGGAAGUUAAAAUCAAUUAAUAAGUCUGAAACACAAAACCAGUUCUGGAACUAUCGUCAGUAGUUCUAAAAGCCAAACUGUGAAUGUGCCCUCUUGAGGUUUGCCAUUCUUAUCUGGGGUGUCUGGCCCAUGACUCCAGAGCCAAAGCAAUGUGGUUACCCUCUCAAGUGGUUUAGCCAACCACAGUUUGCGAUCUGCAACAAACACUUGCCAGCGAAAGAUCCCACCCAAGAUCAAAGAGAGAAAACUUAACAAAAAUGUUGAUGGAUGAUAAAACAAUUGGCCACAUAGCUGCUAAUAAAGCAGAAAACUGCACACUGCAGCAAGUGGAUUUGUCCGAUUUGGCAGAAAGUUCAUCAGGAGUGUGAGCUAAUGCACAGACACUGCAAUUAUUUUGGAGCAGAAAGGGCAGCAGAUUUGAGAACACCACCACCUACUAUGUCCAAUGCAAGUCAUACACCAUCCAGACUUGAAAAACUACGCCAUUGUUCCUUCAGUGUCUCUGGGUCAAAGUCCUGGACAGUACCCUCCCCAAUAGGUCUGUGGGUGCACAUACAGCAGAUGUACUGCAGCAGUUGAAGAAGCUAGCCCAGCAAUAAUUACUCAAGGGUAGUUAAUGACAGGCAAUAUGCUUAUGCCACCUAAAUCUUAUGAAUGAAUAAGAAUGAAAAUUUGGUGCAGUAACAUCAGGGGAACUUUUUUUUAUUUCAAGAGGAAUAACAUGAAAUUGUGACAGCAGAUAGAACGGGAGGAUGGAAGGGAGGUGUGGUAUCAAGCUUGCUUCAUACUUCCAUGAACAUUCAUGCAAGCAAGUGUCCUCGUUUGUUAUGACCUGCCUAUGCUGCUCACAAAUCAAAAUUUUUCACUGUAUCUUAGUACAUGUGACAACAAUAAGUCAAAUCAAAUCAUAAAAUGUAUCCAGAAUAGCCAAUCCUUGAGGUCACUUGAUAUUCAACACUGUGUAGUCUUGUUUCUAAGGGCAAUAUCCAUUUAUAUUUGUGUAUUUUUGUUCAUGGACUAAAUUUGAAAGAAAAGGAUUGAAUGAGGAAUUGUGGCACUUUCUCAAAAUCAAGUUUCUGAAUUGUAUUGUAAGUUGUGCUUACACUGCCGAUCUGUUCAAGCAGGAGGGGAGGCAAUUUAGAGACGGGCCAGUCCAGGGACUAUGUGCAAAGUGAGCUUUGGCUGGCAACUGGUUUUGUCAAGUUGUGGAUUCCUAAGGCUAUGAGCAUGACAACAACUAACUGGCUCUAGGUAGGUUGAAGAGCUUGUGGGUGUGAACAAUACUGGCAGAGGCCUUCAGACUGCUGCAGGGACAAAGUAGUGUGUCUUUCUAACAAGUAAAAUAGCUAAAGACCGAAGAAAGGUAGUUUAUGUUCCAUCACUAGUUGCUGUAAGCUGUGACCUAUCACUAGUAGAUCGGAGACUUUGCAGCUAAUGUACCAAUUGCCUCUGCCUCCUGUGAAGAAGUGGAAAGAACCUGGAAGAAAGAGAUUAAAGAACAGAAAAUACUGGCAAGCAAAAGGAUCACCUCCGUGAACACUAUGGGGUUUUUCCUGACAAUAUGGGCUAAUGAACCACUUACCCAAUUUUCGUUUCUUUAUCCACUCCAUGCAUAACACUAUUUUCUUCCGUGUGUCUGUGUGUGUAUGCAGAGGGCUCUUCGGAAGGGAGAGUUAUUUGUUGACAAUUUAUAGUUGUUCACCUGUGGUUACAAUCUAUUUAUUUGUAAUAAUAAGAAUACUUGUUACAUAUAGAAA
Messenger RNA from Hemiscyllium ocellatum (epaulette shark), 4901 nucleotides. RefSeq lists its product as uncharacterized. Gene Ontology annotation, cellular component: nucleus. Bases 97 to 1332 code for a protein of 411 amino acids. The transcript has 3 exons. NCBI's taxonomy places the organism in Eukaryota, Metazoa, Chordata, Chondrichthyes, Orectolobiformes, Hemiscylliidae. The record is from RefSeq and is a predicted model, not a curated record.